Ooceraea biroi (clonal raider ant) is the source of this 3087-nucleotide messenger RNA. RefSeq names its product lariat debranching enzyme. Lineage: Eukaryota; Metazoa; Arthropoda; Insecta; Hymenoptera; Formicidae. Gene Ontology annotation, cellular component: nucleus. Gene Ontology annotation, biological process: mRNA splicing, via spliceosome. Gene Ontology annotation, molecular function: RNA lariat debranching enzyme activity. The record is from RefSeq and is a predicted model, not a curated record.
UAUGUUGAGUUUUAAUACAACUUAACGUAACAAAUCUCUUUAUUUAGUGAAUAAUACUACUGAUAAUAGACAAAUUGUUAUUUUUAAGUAGGAUAAAAUGUAAUAAUGAAUCGGGAGUAAUUUUAGGUUAAUUUUACGCCGGAUUUUCAUGGUUUGAGAAAGAGAGAAGGAAAAGCUGGGAGACUACCUAACCUCCUUGUCGCGUAUGUAGACGCGCGCUCUGUUUUGGUCGAUAUAUAUUUGAGGAUGUUGUGCCGCAAGUGUUGUUUAUAGUCUGAUUAUACUUCAUAUUAUCUAUGUGCCGACGAAAUUUAUAGACACUAUCGAAGCACACGUUCAGGAAAAACGUACAUUUUUACAUAUUGACAGAUCGGAUCAGAAAUUGUAAUCUUGGAAGUGAGUUGUAAAAAUGAGGAUUGCUGUAGAGGGUUGUGCUCAUGGCGAAUUGGACAUCAUUUACGAAGCUAUACAAGAGAUCGAAAAGAUCGAUGAGAGAAAGAUAGAUUUGCUUAUUUGCUGCGGUGAUUUUCAAGCUACUAGAAAUUUGAGCGAUCUAAAAUGUAUGGCUGUACCGGACAAAUAUAAGGACAUGUGUACAUUUUACAAAUAUUACUCGGGUGAAAAGAAAGCUCCAAUAUUAACCAUCUUUAUUGGAGGCAAUCACGAAGCAUCGAAUCAUCUUCAGGAAUUGCCAUACGGAGGAUGGGUCGCACCUAAUAUUUAUUAUCUCGGGUACGCGGGUGUGGUGCAGGUGGCUGGAGUCAGGAUUGCAGGACUCUCGGGCAUUUAUAAGAGUCAACAUUGGAUGCAAGGGCAUUACGAGAAGCCUCCUUAUAACGACAGUACCAUCAGGAGUGCAUACCAUGUUAGGAAUCUAGAAGUUUUCAGGUUAAAACAGCUUUCUGGCAAAAUUGAUAUUUUCUUGUCGCAUGACUGGCCAGCAGGGGUGACAAAAUACGGAGACGAAGAUGCAUUGCUGAAGCAAAAACCAUUCUUUAAGAACGACAUAGAAAGCAACGCACUCGGCAGCCCGCCGUGCAUGGAACUGCUGGAACUCCUUCAUCCGUCUUACUGGUUCUCCGCGCAUCUGCACUGCAAAUUCGCGGCACUCGUACCUGAGAAGGGAGGAGCGCGAGUUACGAGGUUCCUGGCGCUGGAUAAGUGUCUACCGAAGCGCAAGUUCCUCCAGGUGCUGGAGGUGCGUUCGCAGACGGACAGUCCCGUACAGUUGAGCUACGAUCCCGAGUGGUUGGCGAUACUGUACCUGACGAAUCACUUGUUGAGCGUCAAGAAUAACAUCCAUUACAUGCCGGGUCGGUACGGUGCCGGCAGGUGGAUGUACACGCCCACCGCGAAGGAGAAGCAGACCGUGUACGAGAGAUUCGACUCGGACAUGCGAAUUCCACUGAACUUCACUCGAACCGUCAAGCCGUACGAUUCGUGCGACACGGAUACUCACGCGGAACGACCGAGAUUAUUGAUAAACGAUCAGACCACCGAGUUCUGCCAGAAGCUAGGCAUCGACGACCCGUCCGCCCUGCUGCAGCUUAUCGGAAGCACCACGAAGGAUAACAGCAGAUCGGGCGACGUCUCGAUGGAGACGUCCGGCGAGUAUACGUCCGAGUCCAUGGAGAUCUCGUUCGAGGAGGACAACAUACUGUGCUCCACGUUCGAGGAAGAUCCGCCGAACAAGUGUCCCUCCGACAGCAUGCCGACGAAUCUCUCUCCCAAAAGUAACGACGACGAGUACUCGCACAGUUCGGAUUACACGGUGAACACGAGUAAGAGCACCUUGGACGACGGUGUUAACGACUCGGCUUCGAUGGGAGAUAGCCCCGUGCAAAGUGCCAACACUCCCCGACCGUCGGCCGUCCCAAGAAGCGCAAACAUGGACAAGUUGACUAUCAUCUCGGGGGUACUGUUUUUGUUCGCGGACAUCUGUGCCAUAAUCAGUAUCGCGAUGCCGGACUGGAUCAUCACCGACGUUGGCGGCGAUACUAGAUUGGGCCUCAUGUGGUCGUGCAUGACCUUGUAUAACAGACCCCAGGUCUGCUACAAGUCGGCCCUGCAGUCGGAAUGGCUGAUGGCACUGAUCUGCAUAUUCGUAGGCUGUAUUCUGAUAACGGCAACUAUAAUAUUGCUGAUCAUUUCACACUGGGAUCGCAGCGUCAUUCCCUACGCGCGCUGGGUAGGAUUCGGUGCUAUGGUACUGUUUUGCCAUGCAGCGGUUAUAUUCCCAAUGGGUUUCCACAUCGAUGAGAUUGGUGGACAACCAUAUCAGUUACCCAACUCGCACCAAGUUGGAAUCGCUUACAUUCUGUUUGUCCUAGCGCUGUGGAUCACAGUAAUUUCGGAACUCUUUGCGGGCAAAGUUUGUCUACCACAUUUUUAGCAUUGUUCUAUGGUACAAGUAUUCAUCAAUUAUAUUCUGUUGACGUUUACGCUUAUACUAUUUAGUAUUGUUUACAUUAAUGAUAUAUAGGUUUAUUUAUAUCGUGUAAGAAAUUAUGAUACCAGGCUUCAGAAUGGCUCGCAUUGGAUUCUUAUAUAUGUCAAUGAGAUUAAAAUAUAAUAAGAAUCGAUUAUAGCCAUUUGGUGUGUAUCUCACUAUUAUUUCGUAGAUUUGUAAAGUUACAGUUGUACAGGCGCGAAGUUGACAUUGUUAUCUGUCCGAGUUUAAGGAUAUCAAAAUACUCUGGAAGAGUUGUGUAUCGUCGUUGUCUGAUCUAGUGUAUGUUUAUUGUGUACGUACACGUCCUUGUCCAAGUUGAGUACUAACGUGCAAAUAAGAUCAACAAAUAGAGUGAAACUUGAAGAAAAAGUAAAGUGAGACUCGAUAUGUAUGUUUGAAAGUAUAUAUACAUAUAUAUAUAUUUUUUUUUUCUCAAUCGUAUAAUGAAAUUUUAUAUAACCUGUACAGUUCUUUCAUAUAAACUUCUAAAUAUCUAUUUACAAAACCCGAGGAAAUGAGAGGUAUCAUAUUUAAUAUAUAACUUAUAAUUAGAAUAUUUCUUACAUUCUAACUAUAUUACAAACGUACCUAUUAGGUAACGUGGAUGUACAGUAAAAAUAAAUUCUAUGAGAAUU